This is a messenger RNA of Rhinopithecus roxellana (golden snub-nosed monkey), 6400 nucleotides long. RefSeq names its product erythrocyte membrane protein band 4.1 like 1 (gene EPB41L1). Lineage: Eukaryota; Metazoa; Chordata; Mammalia; Primates; Cercopithecidae. Gene Ontology annotation, molecular function: structural molecule activity; actin binding. Gene Ontology annotation, biological process: cortical actin cytoskeleton organization. Bases 280 to 2925 code for a protein of 881 amino acids. The record is from RefSeq and is a predicted model, not a curated record. The transcript has 22 exons. Gene Ontology annotation, cellular component: cytoskeleton; plasma membrane.
GGGGCGGGGGCGGGGGCUGGCCGCGCGUCGGGCGCCAGGCCCGGGGCUGUGGGCACCGUGCCCAGCCCCCGGCGCACGCCGAGCCGCCGCCGCCGCCGCCGCUGCUGCAGUCGGCAUCCAUCAGCGGGCGGGGGUGUCGCCGAACAGGCUGCUCCGCAGAGCCCGCCGCGACCCCGCGCCGCCCCGCCCCGCGGCCUGCCUGCCAGAGGAGCCGAGGGGGCCGCCCCUCGCCCAACCUGCCCGACAUGGGGACCCCCGGGCCCAGGCGUGCUGGUCACCAUGACAACAGAGACAGGCCCCGACUCUGAGGUGAAGAAAGCUCAGGAGGAGGCCCCGCAGCAGCCCGAGGCCGCCGCCGCUGUGACCACUCCUGUGACCCCUGCAGGCCACGGCCACCCAGAGGCCAACUCCAAUGAGAAGCAUCCACCCCAGCAGGACACGCGGCCUGCUGAACAGAGCCUAGACAUGGAGGAGAAGGACUACAGUGAGGCCGAUGGCCUGUCGGAGAGGACCACGCCCAGCAAGGCCCAGAAGUCACCCCAGAAGAUUGCCAAGAAAUACAAGAGUGCCAUCUGCCGGGUCACUCUGCUUGAUGCCUCGGAGUAUGAGUGUGAGGUGGAGAAACAUGGCCGGGGUCAGGUGCUGUUUGACCUGGUCUGUGAACACCUCAACCUCCUAGAGAAGGACUACUUUGGCCUGACUUUCUGUGAUGCCGACAGUCAGAAGAACUGGCUGGACCCCUCCAAGGAGAUCAAGAAGCAGAUCCGGAGUAGCCCCUGGAAUUUUGCCUUCACAGUCAAGUUCUACCCACCUGAUCCUGCCCAGCUGACAGAAGACAUCACAAGAUACUACCUGUGCCUGCAGCUGCGGGCAGACAUCAUCACGGGCCGGCUGCCCUGCUCCUUUGUCACGCAUGCCCUACUGGGCUCCUACGCUGUGCAGGCCGAACUGGGCGACUAUGAUGCUGAGGAGCAUGUGGGCAACUAUGUCAGCGAGCUCCGCUUCGCCCCUAACCAGACCCGGGAGCUGGAGGAGAGGAUCAUGGAGCUGCAUAAGACAUACAGGGGGAUGACCCCAGGAGAAGCAGAAAUCCACUUCUUAGAGAACGCCAAGAAGCUUUCCAUGUAUGGAGUAGACCUGCACCAUGCCAAGGACUCUGAGGGCAUCGACAUUAUGUUAGGCGUCUGUGCCAAUGGCCUGCUUAUCUACCGGGACCGGCUGAGAAUCAACCGCUUUGCCUGGCCCAAGAUCCUCAAGAUCUCCUACAAAAGGAGUAACUUCUAUAUCAAGAUCCGGCCUGGGGAGUAUGAGCAAUUUGAGAGCACAAUUGGCUUUAAACUCCCAAACCACCGGUCAGCCAAGAGACUGUGGAAGGUCUGCAUCGAGCAUCACACAUUCUUCCGGCUGGUGUCCCCUGAGCCCCCACCCAAGGGCUUCCUGGUGAUGGGCUCCAAGUUCCGGUACAGUGGGAGGACCCAGGCACAGACCCGCCAGGCCAGCGCCCUCAUUGACCGGCCUGCACCCUUCUUUGAGCGUUCUUCCAGCAAACGGUACACCAUGUCCCGCAGCCUUGAUGGAGCAGAGUUCUCCCGCCCAGCCUCUGUCAGUGAGAACCACGAUGCAGGGCCUGAUGGUGACAAGCGGGAGGAGGAUGGCGAGUCUGGGGGGCGACGGUCAGAGGCUGAGGAAGGAGAGGUCAGGACUCCAACCAAGAUCAAGGAGCUAAAGCCGGAGCAGGAAACCACGCCGAGACACAAGCAGGAGUUCUUAGACAAGCCAGAGGACGUCUUGCUGAAGCACCAGGCCAGCAUCAAUGAGCUCAAGAGGACCCUGAAGGAGCCCAACAGCAAACUCAUCCACCGGGAUCGAGACUGGGAACGGGAGCGCAGGCUGCCCUCCUCCCCUGCCUCCCCCUCCCCCAAGGGCACCCCUGAGAAAGCCAAUGAGAGAGCAGGGCUGAGGGAGGGCUCCGAGGAGAAAGUCAAACCACCACGUCCCCGGGCCCCAGAGAGUGACACAGGCGAUGAGGACCAGGAGCAGGAGAGGGACACGGUGUUCCUGAAGGACAACCACCUGGCCAUUGAGCGCAAGUGCUCCAGCAUCACAGUCAGCUCUACGUCCAGCCUGGAGGCUGAGGUGGACUUCACGGUCAUUGGUGACUACCACGGCAGCGCCUUCGAAGACUUCUCCCGCAGCCUGCCUGAGCUCGACCGGGACAAAAGCGACUCAGACACUGAGGGCCUGGUGUUCUCCCGGGAUCUUAACAAGGGGGCCACCAGCCAGGAUGAUGAGUCUGGGGGCAUUGAGGACAGCCCGGAUCGAGGGGCCUGCUCCACUCCGGAUAUGCCCCAGUUUGAGCCCGUGAAAACGGAAACCAUGACUGUCAGCAGUCUGGCCAUUAGAAAGAAGAUUGAGCCGGAGGCCGUACUGCAGACCAGAGUCUCCGCUAUGGAUAACACCCAGCAGGUUGAUGGGAGUGCCUCAGUGGGGAGGGAGUUCAUAGCAACCACUCCCUCCAUCACCACGGAGACCAUAUCGACCACCAUGGAGAACAGUCUCAAGUCCGGGAAGGGGGCAGCUGCCAUGAUCCCAGGCCCACAGACGGUGGCCACGGAAAUCCGUUCUCUUUCUCCGAUCAUCGGGAAAGAUGUCCUCACCAGCACCUACGGCGCCACUGCGGAAACCCUCUCAACCUCCACCACCACCCAUGUCACCAAAACUGUGAAAGGAGGGUUUUCUGAGACAAGGAUCGAGAAGCGAAUCAUCAUUACUGGGGAUGAAGAUGUCGAUCAAGACCAGGCUCUGGCUUUGGCCAUCAAGGAGGCCAAACUGCAGCAUCCUGAUAUGCUGGUAACCAAAGCUGUCGUAUACAGAGAAACAGACCCAUCCCCGGAGGAGAGGGACAAGAAGCCACAGGAAUCCUGACCUCUGUGAAGAGAUCCUGGCAUUUCUGGUCCAACCCAAGCCAGAGAACCAUUAAGAAGGGGCCUUCAUUCUGGAUUCUCCGACGCAACACCGACGUCCCAGCUGCGACGUACUGUCACUGAUGAGAGACUGGGAAGGGAAAAGCAUAUAUAUAUAUAGAUAUAUAGAGAUAUAGAUAUAUAUACAGGAAACACCGCGUCCUUGCACUGCUGCUGGGGCUGGCAGAGCAGUUGGCCGACGGCAACAACCGACAUCUGAACACCUACAUUUCCUUUGCAGACAAAUUGAAGAACUGGUGGGUUUUUUUCAAGAAAAAAAAUUAUAUAAUAACUAUAAUCCCUUGCUCACUCCUUUCCCCUGCCAAAUAAGAAACGCAAGCCAGACCACGAUGAUUGUAGAAGUCCCUCCCACCCUGGUUCUGCACGUUACAGUUAGCAGACGAGCAAUUCCAUUUGUUCUUCUCCAGCAUUUCUGAGGCCCACUUGAAUGCAAAGGAAAACACUCGCGCAGCAAAGCAAGAGAAGUCGCAGCAGCAAGACACGCACAGUCAACCAUUUUCCGAGAAAGAAAGAAAAUUCCCCACUUGGAAAGAAAGAGGAAGAACACUGGAUUCUUACUUUCUGGAUCUUGACACUGGGCUGCAAAAUUCACCUGCCUCUCUCCCACCUCCCGUCACCCUCAACUCUCAAUGUCUUGCUGUCAUUUUCUGUCUCGGCUCCCUCCUCCCCCUUCCCCUGCCCAACACCCCUCACCCUCUGUGUCUGGGUCCUGCUGAGGGCCACUGCAGAUGACUCUCCUUUGAAAUGAGAAAAAGAAAAGAAAGCAAGAACAGAAAACGAAGCCACAGGAAGGGAAGUAGACAUUGUAUGUUUAUGGUUUCUCAUUAUGAAGGUGCAGCUUGUAGGAGGUUUGUACGGAUGUGCUUUUAAGUUAUGUAUAUUGCAUAUAACAGGAAAAAAUAUUAAAAUAAACAGUGUUGGUAAGUAUGAAGCUGACAUUCUAAAAUUAUAAUUAUCUGACUGUGAUUGAUGUAUCCUGAGGUUCCUAGAUCUCACUGAACUGGCCCAGCUAAGGACACCUGGACUCUGGGUGUGGGUUGGCUCACAGUAGGGGCUGACCGGUUCAGUGUAGUAAUACUGUGUGUGGUGUUUGUAAUUGGUUGAUUGGUGGGGAGGGGUGGGGGCCCCUAAUGGAGAGGUGUGGGUUUAGCAAGAAAGAAGCAACACAGAUGUCGUCCCCAAAAUGCCAGUUCGAGACACCUUCUCCCUGCCCCCCUGGUAGUAGCAGUCAGGACCUGGUCUGUGCUCAGGUACCGGGUCCCAAUCUGGGACUCUGCUGCUGAAGUUGCCACAGUAGAGGUCCCUGGCUUAGUCCUUAUCUCCCUACGGGGCUUGCCUUGGUUUUCAGUCUUCUCUCUCUCUCUCUUUUUUUUUUUUUUUUUUUUUUUUUUUUUUUGCCACAUCCUGCCCUUCCCUGACCCCAUUGUAAUAACCAACUCCAUAUCCAAAGGGAGGUGGUGCUCCCAGCCAUUAUAGAAGAUGAUGGCUUUAACCUGACUGUCUAAAAAUUCCCAGCUCAGCCUUUUCCUCUACUUUCUUCCUUGUUCUGAAUCAUUUCUUCUUCUCGGGCCAAAGUAGCUAUGGUAAGGAGGCUGUACGGGGCAGACCCUGAGAGAUCAAAACUGCAUUUGCAAAGGCCUCCCCUGUCCCAGGACAAAGUUGAGAGUGACGGGCAAUGUUGCUCAAAGGCUCCACCUCUACAUAAGACCUUGGCUUGGAGACCUCCCUCUUAAUCAACAUCUGAUCUCUGAGCUUGUGCCCAGAAAUCGCUCCAAGACCACAGGAGACCUUCAAGAAGCUCACAUCAAAAGUUUGGCAUUGCUCUCUGCCACAUGUGGGCUUCCUCAGCUUGUCUGCCACAAGCUACUUCUCUGAGCUCAGAAAGUGCCCCUUGGUGAGGGAAAAUGUCCCACUGCACUGCUAAUUUCUCACUUCCAUUUUACCUCCAGUCCUCCUUUUAAACCAGUUAAUAAAUUCAUUCCACAAGUAUUUACUGAUUACCUGCUUGUGCCAGGGACUAUUCUCAGGCUGAAGAAGGUGGGAGGGGAGGGUGGAGCCUGAGAAGACACCUGAGCCAGCUUUAUAUUUCAACCAUGGCUGGCCCAUCUGAGAACAUCUCCCCACUCUCGCCAAUCUAUUGGGGCAUUGCUCAGGGGUGCCCCCAGGCAGCCCAGGUUAGAUGCGUCCCUUUGGCUUGCUUGUCAGUGAUGACAUACACCUUAGCUGCUUAGCUGGUGCUGGCCUGAGGCAGGGCAGGAAAUCAGAAUAGUAUUUGCUUCUCUGGGCAAAUGGGAAGCUCAGCAGGGCAGCAGAAUCAGCGGCAUCCCCCGGGUGCAGGCCGGUGGGCCCACUCCAACUCCCCCUGAGUGCAGCAGCACACUUUCCAUACGCCAGGUUCUUUCUACAAUCCUGGUGGAAAAGCCACAGAACCUUCUUCGUGCCCUUCUUAACUUGAGAGCUCCUACUCAUUCUGGGUCAAGAGCUGGAGUGGUGGCUCCAAUCCUCUCUGGGCCACUUUGGUCUAGGAACUCAUCUUUGCAGGAACCAGGAGUCCUGAGCACACUGCACACACCUCAGAGGGAGGAUCCUUGUUCUGGAUUUUGUACCUGGCUUCAGGGCAGGGAUGAAGUGACCAGGCUUAGCUUGUGGAGUUUGUGGGCCACCAGGGCUUGGGGAAGUUGCCAUCCUGUGGAUGUUCUGACCUCCCUUCUACAGAGACACAGGCAGUGCCACUAGGGAGGAGGGGACCUGCAAAGCUAGAAUCUAGGGCACUGUUUCCUCCCCAUCCUCCUCUUUGUAGAGAAUAGAGAUGUUUGUCUUGUCUGUCUUCAACCUACUUUUCCUUUUCUCUUUUUCGUUUCUCAUCCUCUCUGUGCCACCUCUCUACCCAGGAGGCCAUGUAGCAUAGUGGAAAAAGUCCCUAAGGGCGGUUAGGAGUUCUGGGUGACCAUCCUGGCUCAGCUCCUAACUCACCAUGUGACAUCAGGCUAUCCCUGUUCCCCCUCUUGGGCCUCAGUUUCCCGACUUGCAAAAUAAGCAGAAAGAACCAGAUGCUCUCCAGGGUCUUUUUCUACUCUGCCAUCUCAUGGGUCUUCAUUUUCUCUUGUUUUGUUUUCUCUGGAUCUUUUCCAUCUGAGGGUACAGGAAGUGCCAGGACCUGUUUCAGUUUUUGAAUCCUGCAAGCACAUUCCAAGACUGGCCUGAAAUUGCAUGAGCAACAUCACUCGAAAUAAUUUUUUUUUCAAAAGCACCUUAACAACCAAUUGCGAUGCUGUCCUGUUCCUUUUUACUCACACCCUUCUCUCCUCUUCUCGUCCCCAUGCUCCCCCACCUCAGUGCUCUGUGCUGUAUGCGUGUGCUCUCUGUUCUUGUAUACUCAAUAAAAGUGAAAUAAAUGUGUUUGAUGCUGAACCAUA